Messenger RNA from Fopius arisanus, 754 nucleotides. Its product is annotated as sulfated surface glycoprotein 185. The coding region runs from base 40 to 591 and encodes 183 amino acids. Lineage: Eukaryota; Metazoa; Arthropoda; Insecta; Hymenoptera; Braconidae. The transcript has 3 exons. The record is from RefSeq and is a predicted model, not a curated record.
AUUGCCGAAAUUAGUUAUCAGACUUAAAAAGAAUCAAUUAUGUUGAAGUGCUUCUUAAUUCUGUCCGCGAUUUGUUGUUGUGUUAACACACAAAAUCGAGAUAUCGUGAUCUCAAAUAAUGGUGUGUAUCAUCAAUUGAACCAUCCAAAGGAGGCCAUGGAGAAUUCAUCCGAACCGAAUUUCAUAACGAUCAGAUCAGGAAAAAAUCCUUUUCUUAGAAGCAUUUUCGGAUUCAGACGGGGGAUCGCUCAAUUUCAUCAAGCAUCGAAUGAUCGAUCACGUAGAUAUUGCUGUGGGGUUGCAAAAGCAGGAGUUCGAGGCCUUCGACCUGUCCCUUCAGUCCUUCCACCUGCUGUUCCUCGACCUCCACCAGGAUAUCCUAUCCUACCUCCGCGAACGCCGCCAAUAACUUCUCGACUUCGUCCUUCACCACCAGCCUAUCCUAUCCUAUCUCCGCCAAUACCGCCAGUAACUUCUCGACUUCGUCCUUCACCAGGAGUCUAUCCUAUUCUAUCUCCUGGACCACCGCCAGGAAAUUCUCGACUUUAUCCGUCACCAUCUCGUAUCCGUCCUGUCUCCUAUCGUGGAUGAGUCGUGGAUGAGUCGUGGAUAAAUCAUUUUUGAGUUGGAAAGUAAUAUUUACAAUUCAGUAAUUCCAUUAUGAGUAUUUACUUAGAAUAAUCAGCAAGGAAGUAUCUGUUAUCCUUGAAUGCAUCUUAUCAAUAAAUCGAAAAAUUAAGGUUGAUUGAUCAAA